Messenger RNA from Cajanus cajan (pigeon pea), 1282 nucleotides. RefSeq names its product SBP (S-ribonuclease binding protein) family protein (gene BRG3). Lineage: Eukaryota; Viridiplantae; Streptophyta; Magnoliopsida; Fabales; Fabaceae. The record is from RefSeq and is a predicted model, not a curated record. Gene Ontology annotation, biological process: regulation of programmed cell death. Gene Ontology annotation, molecular function: ubiquitin-protein transferase activity.
CGUUUGGUUAAUAUAAUAAGGUAUUAAUAAUAAUGUGUGGACCUAGGGAAACCCCAAAUAAACCCCACCAUCCAGCCUUGCCACCUCUAUUUGCAUGCCAUUCUCUUCCUUCUUCCAAACCUCUAUUUUUUCUCUCCUCCUCUUCUUUCUCACCAAGUGCUCUCUCUUCUCUCUAACACUCACGCAAAAAUCAAACAAACUCAACAACAACAACAACAUCAACAUCGUAUCAGAUAUCAUCAAUGGCCGUUGAGGCGCGCCAUCUUAAUCUCUUCCCAUCUCAACUCAUAGCCAACCGGGAAGUGAUGAAUUCAAUUGACGCCAAUUUCAACGUAUACAACACUCAGAUGAGUUAUUCUUCGUUUCCUCCGUUAUCCGGCGCCGUCACGGAAACCGUGCUGCCGUCGUCGGUGUACAAUUCUCCCGGAAACGCCGUGAAAUCCGAAAGCAGUCUCACUUACAACAAUAACGUCGUUACUCCCGCGUCGAGAAAACGGUCCAGAGAUAAUUACAGUUAUAAUUACAGUUCUGACGGUUAUUUUUCGUUUCUCGGCCAAGACGUGUCUCUCCAGAUCCAACAACAGCAACUCGACAUCGAGCGGCUAGUCAUGCAAGGCAUGGAGAAAGUGAGAAUAGAGUUCGACGAGAACAGGAAGAAGCUAAUGAGGAGAAUAAUCCAAGCGAUUGACGUUGGCGUGAUGAAGAGGCUGAAGGCGAAGGAGGAAGAGAUAGAGAAAAUCGAGAAACUGAAUUGGGCGUUGGAAGAGAGAGUGAAGUCUCUGUGCAUGGAGAAUCAGAUAUGGCGCGAAUUGGCGCAGAGCAACGAAGCCACGGCGAAUGCUCUCCGGACGAACUUGGAGCAGGUGCUGGCGCAGCGGUGCGGCGGCGGGCCGGCGGUGGAGAGCGAGGAGACGGAGGACGCGCAGUCGAGCUGCGGGAGCACCGCGGACGAGGAAGGGUGGCGCACGGUAGCGGGGUGCGCAGGGGCGAAGGAUAAGAGGGAAGGCGGCGAGAGUAACGUGAGGCUGUGCAGGAAGUGUGGGAAGGAAGAGUCGUGUGUGCUGAUUUUGCCGUGCCGGCAUCUGUGUUUGUGUACUGUGUGCGGGUCUACCCUACACACUUGUCCAGUUUGUAAAUCCUUCAAGACUGCUAGUGUUCAUGUUAACAUGUCAUGAAUAGGACUAGAAGAAAGAAGAAUCUCAUAAAAACAUAUAUCAAUCAAUUUUUCAUAAAUUGAAAAAUGGUAAAAAAAGAAGAAAAAAAAAUAGAGUUCAUUUUGAUC